This is a messenger RNA of Alligator mississippiensis (American alligator), 5197 nucleotides long. Its product is annotated as zinc finger protein 271. The coding region runs from base 165 to 3062 and encodes 965 amino acids. Gene Ontology annotation, biological process: regulation of DNA-templated transcription. The transcript is spliced from 5 exons. NCBI's taxonomy places the organism in Eukaryota, Metazoa, Chordata, Crocodylia, Alligatoridae. The record is from RefSeq and is a predicted model, not a curated record.
GUCACAGGUCAGCGGGGCCUAGCGCGGGGCUGAGGGGCCUGGUGCGGGAGCCGGCGGGUUGCCAUGGCGAUGCGGUGCCGGUGACACUUGAGGAUGUCGCUCUCGACUUCUCCCCGGAGUGGGUGGAGCUGGCGGCCUGGCAGCAGGACCUCUACUGGGAUGUGAUGAGGGAGAACCACACGUUGGUGGCCUCGCUGGGCUACCCAGCUCUUGAACCUGCCCUCUUCUCCCACGCUGAACGGGGGGAAGAGCCGGGCGCUGGGGAGCAACUGGACCCUGCUGGCGCAGAUAUCCCGUGGGACCCCUGCACAGCCUACAGAUUGUUCAAGCCCAGCGAUUUCUUUGGCACUGAACCAUUGGGAGAGCCUUAUGCUGAGAAUCAGCGGGGUCUGGAGGACAGCAAGAUCCCCAAAAGCUCCUGCAUGGCUAAGCCCGAGCAUGUGAGCCGAGUCCAGCAGGAGGAGAAGAACCCUGAGGGCCCUCCCCCCCUGGGGCUGUACCCCAGGGUCUUUGACGUGUCCAGCGGCUGGUGUCACGAUGGGCGGACUGGAUUCGAAAGCCAGCCGAGGGCUGAAGUGGAGGAGCCUGCUGGUGUGGGCAAGCCCUCAGCCACAGCCACCUGCCCAGCACACCAGCUUGGAGCCGGCCCGUUCCGCUGCCCCGACUGUGGCAAGGGCUUCCGGCAGAAGCAGAGCCUGGUGACGCACCGGCGCAUCCAUACUGGAGAGAAGCCGUACCGCUGCGAGGCCUGCGGCAAGAGUUUCAGCCAGAAGCCCAACCUGCUCACCCAUCGGCGCGUGCACACGGGCGAGCGCCCCUUCCCUUGCUCCCAGUGUGGCAAGCGCUUCAGCCAGAAGGCCAACCUUGCUGCCCACCAGCGCACCCACGGGGCGCCGAGGCCCCGACCAGGCCCCGGUCGCGAAGGGGGCACAGCCGCCAAGUCAGCGGGCCUCAUGCCAUCGCGCCCCACUGUAGAGCAGCGGCCCUUUGCGUGCCCUGAGUGUGGAAAGAGCUUCACACAGAAGCCCAAUCUCAUCACACACCGGCGCAUCCACACCGGGGAGAAGCCGUUCGUCUGCUCUCUUUGCGGGAAGAGUUUCAAUCAGAAGACCAACCUGGUGACCCACUACCGCACCCACACUGGCGAGCGCCCCUAUGCCUGCCCGCAGUGUGGCAAGCGCUUCACCCAGAAGACCAACCUGGUGACGCACCAGAGCACGCACACGGAUGCCCGCCCAUACGCCUGCGCCCAAUGCCACAAGUGCUUCAAGGAUCGCGUGUCCCUGCGAGCCCACCAGAAGACACACCGCCCACCCGCCCCGGGGAGCCCGGGGCCUCUUGCACCCUGUGGCACUGCGCCUGGGGCCUUUCACCCAGCAGAUGCUGAGCCAGAGGCCAAAUUCGAUCCUGAGCAGCCCGUACCCGCACCGAAGAUCCCUGGAAGCCAGGAGUUGUAUGCGUGCCCUGAUGCUGGGAGAGGCUUCCCUGCAAAGCAGCAGCUCCUGAUGCAUCAGCAUGGGCCCCCAGGGGAGCAGCUUUUCCCCUGUGCACUGUGUGGGGAAAGCUUCUGCCAAAAAGUGGCUUUCCUGGGUGGCCAGACCAGCCAUGUUGGGGAGAGACCCCCCGCAUGUGCCAGUGGCUUUGACCAGGCUCUCCCCAGAACCCAGCUGGGCCCUGGCACCGUGGUACCCCCAGCCGAAGGGGCCUUGAAGCCCUUCAUAUGCAACCACUGUGGGAAGAGCUUCAGCUUGUGGGUGGAUCUCGUGGCUCAUCAAGGCAGCCACGCAGAGCCAGAGACGUGUACAGAACGUGGGGAGAGCCCGGGGCAGGCGCUCCCUGGAGUGGCCGAGCAGGUGGCACAUGUUGGGGAAGGGGCCUGGCCGUGCCCAGAGUGCGGGAGGAACUUCAGCCAGCAGGACCAUCUGGCCGAGCACCGUGAAAGCCACCGAGGUAGCCGGCCCUUCCCGUGUGAGGCUUGUGGGAAGAGUUUCAGCCUGAAGACCAACCUGCUGACGCACCAGCGCAUCCACACCGGCGAGCGACCCUUUCCCUGCGGUGUCUGCGGGCGCCGCUUCAACCAGAAAGGCAACCUGGUGACCCACUACCGCACCCACACCGGCGAGCGCCCCUACGCCUGCCUGCAGUGCGGCCGGCGCUUCCGCCAGAAGCCCAACUUGCUCAGCCAUCAGAAGACGCACGUGAGCGGCCGGCAGCCCCUGCCCUGCCCUGAGUGCCCCCGGUGCCUGGCUGGCCCGUUGGCCCUGCGCGCACACCAGCGGGUCCAUGCCGCCAGCCCAGCCCCUUGCCUCAAAGCCCGCCUGCGCAAGCGGUUGCAUGCCUGCCCACUGUGUCCGGAGAGCUUCAAGGACCCCACAGCCCUGGAGCUGCACCAGCGCGACCACGGUGGCGAGCGCCCGUUCACCUGCCCGCAGUGUGGGAAGGGCUUCCGGCAGAAGGUGACCCUGGUGACGCACCAGCGCACGCACACGGGCGAGAGGCCCUACCGCUGCCCCGACUGCGACAAGGCCUUCACCCAGAAGGCCAACCUCCUCGCCCACCAGCGCACCCACACUGGCGAACGCCCCUACCGCUGCCCAGACUGCGGCAAGGCCUUCAGCUGGAAGCCCAACCUGCUCACACACCAGCGCACCCACACUGGCGAGCGUCCCUACCGCUGCCCGGACUGCGGCAAGGCCUUCAGCCAGAAGCCCAACCUGCUCACGCACAGCCGCACGCACUCGCGCAAGGAAAUGCCCCCUGGUGCUGAGGACCGUCCUGUUGGAGAUGCCUUCACUGGGCAGCCCAGCGGCGAAGGGCCUUUUGCAUUCGUUGGGCCUUUCCUGCAGGCCAAAUGCCCCAGCGUGCCUCCAGCCCCUUGCCUCGGGGCAGCCGUUCACGUGCCAGCGGGGCAGGGAGAGAUCCGGCGGGAAGCCCAAACCUGUUACAAGCCGGAGAGCCCGUGCGUGGGGGCAGCCGCACAUCUGCAGCCGGUGCAGGGGGAGAGUCGUGGCGGCUGGUUUGCACCGCCCCGGGGAGGCCCGCACCAGGUCGUGGCCCUGUAAGGCCUGGGCUGUGACGACAGCUUGAAGCCCACCACAGCAAGGCACCCGAGGACCCCAGCUGGGAGCAGCGGCGUUGCUGGAGAAGCUGAAACCCUGGAAGCAACAGGAGCGCGACCGUGGAGCGAAGGCUGGUGGGGCUGGCACCGAGUGCAUAGUGCAGCCCGAAGACCGCCCGCCUCUGCUCCAGCCGCCUUGCCUGCGCUGCAGACAGCUCUGAGCCUUGCCAGUCGUUGCACGAAAGGCACCAGAGUCGAACCGGGCAACGUCUGCAGUCAGGAGCCUGCAGGAGCACCAUACAGGGGCCGGCAGCACAGGAUGCAGAGAAGGCUCCAAGGGCGGGAAUUCGUGGUGUCCACGCAGGCUGCGGUGACGGGGAGCUAAGAGGAUCUUGGGCAUUGGGGGGUGCUGCUCAGAACGGAGAUCCUGUGGGUGGGCGGUGACUAAUGGCAGCAUCAGUCGUGAGACGGCUGGAAGCUGAGGGGAGCUCCCUGUGAAGGAGCACAGUGACCUUCCCACAGGCCCCUUCUCAUUUCGAACCCGCCCCGCUGUGAAAGGGGAUAAAACUGACGGGUUGGUAGGGAGACCCCGGACUCGCCAACACGGCACGCUUCUGUAUGGUGCCUGGAUGCAGAGACGGGACAGUGUCUGUGGCUCUUGGGAGACCAAGCCUGGAUGGAGACGGCACAGUCCAUUGGGUCCCGGGUGCAGCCACUGACCUCCCUGGUGUGUGUGGAGGGGAGAUGGCCCCGGGGAAACCUGUUUCCCACCCUGUAGUGCUCCACGUUGAAGCAGUGCCUGGGUCUGGGGCAGAGGGAUGGCUGAGGAGAGCUGUGCCCUCAGAUUGCACGUGUGGUGCCAGCUGCAGAGGCAUCCAGGAGCUGAGUGCACUCCAGCUGUCCCCCUCCAUGUCUUGUCUUCAGGCCUUGGGUGCUUUUCAGCCCGUGACUGGACUCAGCACGGGGGGGACGGGCUCUCAGCCUGAGCAUUCAGGCAGUCUCUGCUGGGCCGUAGGCGCUCAGUCUCUGAACAGCCCUAGGAGACGCAGGGAGGCAGCACUUUUAUCCCGGCCUUGUCGCUCCAAAGUGCACUUCAUUACACGUGGGGCGAAUGGGAGCAUCGAUGCACUUAACGUCGCCCAAAGAGAAGGCUCUGCCUUUGGGUCUCGGCACCAGCCGGGCACUCCCCGCGAAGGUGGGUGCCCCUCCAGCAUGAAGCAUUAGGAGCAGCUCCCUGGCAGAGAGGCUUUAUCCGUUCCUGUUUUUAAAUAGGCACUUGCCCCGCCUGGGCAAAGGAGGCUGAGGGAGCAAUGCACACACAGCUGCUUUUUGCUGGUUGUGCGUUUCCUCUUUUACUGUCAGCCCAGUUUCUUUGGGCCAGGCCCUGCUGACCGCCUCCAGCACAGCAAUCAUCAGCCGGAGAGCUAAGGCACCCGGGAGAUCCUUGUAGCAGCACUGUUAGCGUGUCAGCGAUUGCACACCUUGCCAGCUACACCCCGAGCUUUCAACUACAAAUCCAGUGUCAAAGCUGUCCUGCCCUGCUGUGGUCUGCCUGGCAUCCUGUGACCGUAGAAUCGCGCUAGUCUCUUUCCGUAACCGGCAACGGAGGAAGAGCUGAGAGCUGGCACUUCCCACGGGGUGCCUGGAGAACCGCUGCUGUGGUGCGGUGCAGCCCUGGACAUCGAGCAGGACCCCAGGGUGCUACGGUGAUUCAAAAAGUCAUCGCAAGGCCUGGUGCUGGGCGCAGUUCAAGCUUCCCUGUGGGUGCAAAGGCCAGCUGGGGAGAAGGAAGACGGCAUGCAGGAGCUGGUGAACUGACACGGGCCCUGUCCCACCUGGUGGGUGCCCCUUUGUUCCCUCCCCAAACUGUCAGUGCACGUGUCCCAAAGCUUUGGCUGGGAUGAUGUAGUUGGGGCUGGUCCUGCUCUGAGCAGGGGGUUGUGGACUAGAUGCGACUUCCCAAGGUCCCUUCCAACACUACAUUUCUAUGAUUCAAUGUGUGGCUCGUGCCCCAUGGACAGUGCGCUGGCAGCAUCAUCCCUGCUACCCCCGAGCCGGGCUUCACGCAGCUUUCGGGUCCAGUUCCUGCAAUUCUAUUUUUUUUUGGAGUUGAUAUAAAAUAAAAGCUUUCUGAUGGCA